AUGAUGUCUGAUCCGGAGCCCUCAGUGGCCGUGGCUUCGUCCUCGCCAUCUCUUCCGGCCACCGAAUGCAAUGCCUUGAACUACGCCUUCCUCGUUCACUCCCAAAAAACCCUCACACAAAACCUCCCUCCACGCGUCGACAACAAGCUGCUAGCUCGCCAAAAACGACGCCGAACGAGCCCCGAGGACCACGCAAUUCUAGAGACCGAAUACCUGAAGGACCCAAAACCGGAUAAAGUCGCUCGUGCGAAUAUUGUGAAUCGCGUCUCGCUCGGCGAGAAAGAGGUCCAAAUCUGGUUUCAAAAUCGCCGCCAGAACGACCGACGGAAAUCUCGACCUCUUCAGCCGCACGAACUGCUCGCUCCUCGAUCGAGUAUGUCUGAUUCGUUGGGACAUCCUUCUAGUGAUGAUAACGCGUCUGCGGAACAUGGGUCGUCAAGUGGGGCAGAGCAAGUUGACACUCCAGACCGAUCGGAGGGAACAAGGCCAAAAUCGUGGGGUGGCAAUCUGUUACAGUUGUCUGAUGACUUGGAGCCGUUGACAAGUGAGAGGGAGGAACCUGAGCUGCCACCUCACAGCACACAAACUAGUGUGGCGACGAUGGAUUCUUUGGAUGAUACCCCGCCGACAACACAGGAGGAAUUCCCCGGGGCGGACUCACAAAACAACCUGAAUGAAAACACAACACUGGACGACUCACAGAUACCCAAGCGGAAGCGCUCGAUUUCUGAGAUUCAAGAUGUAGGGGCACCACAAGAAGAGCCACGCACAGAUAAAAUCAUGUCAACACCGACAAAGUCACCACCAUCACUACGGCUGUCGAUGUCGUUUGAUGGGGAGGCGAUGGUGAGAAAGGAAGAUGAGAUGACACCGUCGCCGCCAAAGGGUCAGAAUGCCCUACGGAUUGCCAUGUCGUCCGAUGGCAAGGCUGUCAUCCGCGCCGAGAACGAACCGUCCCCGUCCAAGAACAGAGUAGCCAUGUUCUCAGCACGCCGCACAAAACUCACAGGCAUGCGUCGCAGCAGCAGUGCCAUCUUCCCAUCCACGCCACGCGCCGGCAUGGCCGAGAAUGAUCGCGUCUUCGGCCGAUCGCGCGAUCCCCGCAACUGGGAAUCAUUCUUCGACACAGACGCACGAAGCGCCCUAUCCACCCCCGCCAGCUCCCAGACUGCUCCAAACCUCCACUCAUCCCCCAGUCUCUUCCAGUCUCGCGGUCCCCGUUCCCUCACCCGCAGCGCAUCAACAAGGCAUAGUCUCCUCUCCGCCCACGCCGACCUCGCCCGUACGCCGAUCUCACAGGCCAUGGGAGAAAAGCGGCGAAAGCUCUCUCGUACCGUCUCAUCCAUGGGCAGGUUAGAGACCGAUCGCAACCGCGUGAAUUCUCAAUCUAAGCUCUCCAAGCUGACGCCUUCGGCCUCAAAGUCUGGCAAGCUGGACUUCGAGCUGGAUGCCGGUGACUCGGACAAAGAAAACUGGGUCCCGGGCACUCGAGCGUCUCAGAAUCGUCGUCGUACAACCUCUCAUGCAUCCCGUCCUGCUCUGCGGGAUGCAAACCGGAACCGCGGGUUAGGGCUGACAAAUGGGAAACGGAACCGGCCAUUUGCAGCUGGUGCGCAAGGCAAGGCUCCGCCAGAACUGAGCGCUGAAGUAACUGCUUUCAUGUCCGGUGGUGGAGGGGACAGUCAAGAGGAUGAUCUUGACUGUGUUCAGGGGCUUCUUUCCCUCAGUCAAGGGGCAUGGCGAUAG
Messenger RNA from Penicillium verhagenii, 1746 nucleotides. RefSeq names its product homeobox domain-containing protein. Lineage: Eukaryota; Fungi; Ascomycota; Eurotiomycetes; Eurotiales; Aspergillaceae. The transcript is spliced from 3 exons. Gene Ontology annotation, biological process: cell differentiation; regulation of transcription by RNA polymerase II. The record is from RefSeq and is a predicted model, not a curated record. Gene Ontology annotation, molecular function: RNA polymerase II cis-regulatory region sequence-specific DNA binding; DNA-binding transcription factor activity, RNA polymerase II-specific. Bases 1 to 1746 code for a protein of 581 amino acids.